This is a messenger RNA of Prinia subflava (tawny-flanked prinia), 474 nucleotides long. Its product is annotated as feather keratin-like. Gene Ontology annotation, molecular function: structural constituent of cytoskeleton. The record is from RefSeq and is a predicted model, not a curated record. NCBI's taxonomy places the organism in Eukaryota, Metazoa, Chordata, Aves, Passeriformes, Cisticolidae. Gene Ontology annotation, cellular component: intermediate filament. The transcript is spliced from 2 exons. Bases 1 to 474 code for a protein of 157 amino acids.
AUGCCCCAAGGCCAUGGGACAAGGCUGUCCCGCCCCUCCACAACCAGCAUAAAAGCUGGCCCAGAGCCUCUCUCCCUCACACACUUCUCCUCACACCUUCUUCUCCUGCUGACAACCAGGACCCUCCACACCACACCCAUGGCCUGCAACAACCUCUGCUCCCCCUGCGGACCCACCCCGCUGGCCAACAGCUGCAACGAGCCCUGUGCCCUGCAAUGCCAGGAUUCCCGCGUUUUUAUCCAGCCUUCCCCUGUGCUGGUGACUCUGCCAGGACCCAUCAUGACCUCCUUCCCCCAGAACACCGCCGUCGGAUCCACCUCCUCGGCUGCCGUGGGCACUGAGCUCAGUGUGCAGGGACAGCCCGUCUCGGGUGGAUUUGGUGCCUUUGGCUACGGCCUUGGCUAUGGCCGUGGCUUUGGCUACGGCCUGGGAGGCCUGGGCUGCUACGGCAGAAGGGGCUGCUACACCUGCUAA